Alternaria atra is the source of this 597-nucleotide messenger RNA. RefSeq lists its product as uncharacterized. The transcript has a single exon. The record is from RefSeq and is a predicted model, not a curated record. NCBI's taxonomy places the organism in Eukaryota, Fungi, Ascomycota, Dothideomycetes, Pleosporales, Pleosporaceae. The coding region runs from base 1 to 597 and encodes 198 amino acids.
AUGCCGUCCCUAAGUUCGCGGGACGACGAUGAUGGCUCGCUUCUCAAGGCCGUAAAGGGACUGAAAAGUUUCGAUGGGAGUGCUGCCUGGUCUUUGGCUGAACUGACAUUCCUUACGACUACAUUCCCGCACCUCCACCAUCUCAUCCUACGCAGUGAAUCGUACUGCUACCGAGCCGACAUCGCGUCCAUUAUGCGUAUCCUAGGCCAAGGCUUGACACAUCUAAAGACGCUACAAAUCAGCAAGAUUGAAUAUCUAGACAUGGGAUAUCGGGGAGUGUGGAAACGAGCUGUUAUGGAAUGUAAGACUGAGGAAGCAAGACGGGCGUUAUGGGAAGGGAAUGAGAAGAGGAGGGUGGCAGCUGAGAAUGAGGUUGCUAGGUUGGCUUUUGGUGGUUUAGGGUCGCUGGAAGAGCUGUGGGUGGGUGAGAAGAGGGUUGCGAGACGAUCACUACAAAUGAACGAAGGUGGUCAACAGAGUUGGGUAUGGGAGCGCGAGGCCGAUGGGAUGGGGGACUAUGCACUGGUCGGGACAAUGUGGGCGAGGUAUCAAAAGGAGAGGGAAGGCGUGAUUGAGAGGAGCGAGCUGGGGAUGUGA